This is a messenger RNA of Phytophthora sojae, 1578 nucleotides long. RefSeq lists its product as hypothetical. The record is from RefSeq and is a predicted model, not a curated record. NCBI's taxonomy places the organism in Eukaryota, Oomycota, Peronosporomycetes, Peronosporales, Peronosporaceae. Bases 1 to 1578 code for a protein of 525 amino acids. The transcript has a single exon.
AUGGAGAACGGCGCGUUGCGCGAGGGAAAGCCGCUGAGACUGCUGUCCGUGGAGUGCAUCGGUCUGCUGGCCCAGUACGGUGGCGUUGGUUUCUUGGCCGGCAUCAUCCCCGGUGUCAUCUACCCCGUGCUGCAGGGAUACCUGAACGCCGAAGGAACGACGGUUGUGUCGGCAACCGUGUUGGUUCAGAUCCCGUGGUGCUACAAGAUGUUCUUCGGUGUCAUCAGCGACUGCUUCCCGAUCAUGGGCUACCGUCGCCGUCCGUACAUGGUCAUGGGCUGGUUGUUUUGCAUCACGAUUCUCUUCAUCAUGGCGGCGAUGUCGAUACCUGCUCCGUACUACGGCGAUGCUGCAAUGCACUACAUCGAUGAGGAAGAGUGGACCGAAGAUCAAAUCGAUAGCAUCAACGCAGACGCCCCGAACUCCGCUGGCAAAUACGUCGUCCCCAUGAUGCUCGCCUCGUUCGGUUAUUUGAUGUGCGAGGUGGCUGCGGAUGCUAUGGUCGUUGAGUACGCACAACGCGAGCCCAUUGAGCAACGUGGGCGUGUGCAGACUGCGGUGUACGCUGUCAAGACCUCGUUCACCGCCGUGGGUGCCGCGGUUAUUGCCUUCUUGAUGAAUGGAGAGGAGUACGCUGGAUCGUUCAGCUUUUCACUGUCCUUCCAGGAGCUCAUGCUGAUCACGGGUGUUAUCUGCACGCCGCUGGUGUUUGUCUCGUGGUUCUUGCUGAGCGAAGAGCGCGUGAGGGAUAAGCCUUCGUUCAGCGAGUACAUGUCGUCAUUCUGGACCCUACUCCAGAAGCGUGCGAUUUACCAGAUCGUGGCGUACAAGUUCUUCUCCGGUGUCUUCAACAGCUUCAACAUCGUGUCGUCGAGCAACAUCAAGCUCUACUGGGUCCACGCAACGCCGUUCAACAACAGUUUUAUGACGAUUGUAGGCACGAUCUUCUACGCCAUCACGCUGGCGCUCACGGGCAAGUACGGUCUCGACUGGAACUGGCGGACGAUUAUUAUCGUCACCAUGUGCGGAGCUCUGUCCGUUGACUCCUUCAUGACCAUGUUCACGGUCUGGGAUGUGGUGCGCAACCAGUGGUUCUGGUUGGGUGUGCCUAUGAUCGAGUACCUCCCCGAUGGCGUCCGCUUCAUGAUCGCCACUUACGUCGUAGUAGAGCUGGCCGAGCCUGGCCAUGAAGGCGCGCUGUACGGCCUGCUGACUGCCACGACAAAUCUGACGACGCCGUUCGGUCGCUCGAUGGCGAAGCUCGUGAACGCCCAGUUCCACGUGUGGCUGAAGGAUAUUCAGGCUGACACCACUUUGGUCCGUCGUGACGUGACAAUUACGAUCUGGAUCUGCUACUGCAUGAAGCUGCUGUCACUGGCGUUCCUGCCGCUGCUGCCUCGCCAGAAGGCUGAGACCCAAGAGUUGAAGCGCACGGGUGGGUCCAGCCGAACUAUGGGCAUCAUCACCGUAGGGUACCUUGCAUUCGCCAUUGUGUGGGCGACGAUGGUGAACUUGCUGUCCAUGUACACGACCACAAUGUGCUGGAAGAUCACGGGCGGCUGCGCGCCCAAGUCGUAA